GAUCGUAAUAUGUUUCCAGACGACAAACCCGACAGCUUUGAGAUUCAAGACGGGCUUUUAUUUUAUGCUGUUUUGGCUAAAACAAUCGUGCAGCCGACGUCCCAUAAUAUCCCAUGGACUACAGACUACGGCUUUCACUUUUGGCAUGCUUUGGAGGGCUAUUAUUGAUAGAUCAGAUUCCUGUGACUCAAAACAGAGUUCUAUUAGAAUGCUAUUGUGACUUCUGUGAAAUAACUAACUUCACUUGCACAACUACUGGUGGUUGCCUAACAAGACUGAAAAGGAAUGGUGAUGGCGAAGUAACACGACGAAGAUCAUGUGGAUUUCAUAGUCCUAUGCAUAGAUCAGUGUGUGAGCCAGAAGCUAAUAAUGGUCGCACUGACUCUAUUUAUCACUGUUGUUACUACAACAUGUGUAAUAUUGAUGUGAAUUUGACACUCCCAACUUUGAAACCAGCCAUUUCCUUAGUGUCUUUGGAUGAAGACAAGGAUUACAAGUCCCUUAAUCUCAGCACUGCAGUAGUAGCAGCCAUUAUUGCAUGUCCAAUGUUUGUGAUAUGCAUGUGCAUAAUGCUACUUAUAUGGUACUAUCAACAUCGCAAAUCCCAGUUACCAUCCUAUGGAGGGGUGAACUCUGAAGAAGACCUAGAUAUUCCUCCUGGGAUGACUUUACAUGAUGCUUUACAUGAUAUUUCAACAGGCUCUGGUUCAGGAUUACCACUUCUUGUCCAAAGAACAGUUGCAAGGCAGAUUACAGUGGUAGAGUUGAUUGGCACUGGGCGAUAUGGGGAGGUAUACCGAGGGAAAUGGAGAGGUGAAGAUGUCGCUGUCAAGAUUUUUUCCUCACGUGAUGAAUGUUCCUGGACGAGAGAAACUGAAAUCUACCAGACUGUGAUGCUUCGACAUGAAAACAUUUUAGGUUUUAUUGCAGCCGACAACAAAGACAAUGGUGCAUGGACACAACUUUGGCUCAUCACAGAUUAUCACAGCAAUGGAUCCCUGUACGACUACCUACAAGGUGUAACAUUAGAUGUACAAAGUAUGCUGACCCUGGCCCUGUCGACAGCAUGUGGCCUGGCUCAUCUACACAUGGAAAUCACUGGCAUUUUGGGAAAGCCUGCCAUUGCACACAGAGAUCUUAAAAGUAGGAACAUCCUGGUCAAGAAGAAUGGAUCAUGCUGCAUAGCCGAUCUCGGUUUAGCAGUACGGCACAUUGCUUCAUCCGACAUCGUAGAUAUUCCUAAUGGAAGUCGUGUUGGAACCAAGCGUUACAUGGCCCCAGAGUUUCUUGAAGACAGUGAAUCUGUACGUACCUUCGAUGCCUACAAGAGAGGAGAUAUCUAUGCUUUUGGUCUGGUUCUCUGGGAGAUCUCAAGACGAUGUACGCUGGGUGGAAUGUGUGAAGAAUACCAGUUGCCAUAUUAUGAUAAAGUCUGUCUUGAUCCAAGUAUUGAAGACGUCUUUCAGGUGGUCUGUGUGGAGAAGUACCGACCUUUACAUUCAAAUAGAUGGAAGCAGGACGAGGUCAUGAUGAAGUUUGCAAGAAUCAUGAAAGAAUGUUGGUACCACAACCCUGCAGCCCGACUCACUGCGCUACGCAUCAAGAAGACCCUGCAAAGUCUCCAAGACUCCCUCAGCGAACAAGGAUCAGUUGAUGCUUGAAUACAAGCCUCACUAAAGGACAAGUCAGACAAGACAUCGUCGGUCGUGCAUUCGAGUCACUUCAAAUUUUUAAGACACAAGACGCAACUGUCUCACGAUAUGAUUCGCAGUGUUUGAAGUGAGAAUUUUUGGCGCAAUUUCUUACUCCUUGAAGCAGAAAAGAUACGAAAAUUGCCCAAUUCAAGAUCAGAUGCGACCAAUGGCAUCUUGUACCAAUAACCAGGACUUAUUUGGAAGACAUUUUUCAUGAGCAUUCAUUGUUUUUGCAAGGGGUAGCGCCGGAAAACCAACAGCCAUUUUUCUAUUCAACCAGCUGAGUUGACCAUCAGAAUUGAGUAUUCGGCAUUGUAUUUUGAUUAGCAUUUUCCUUGAUUCUGCCAAGAGAACCCAUGAAAUACGAAUUAUCGUAAACACUAGGAGUCGAAAUCAUGGUGGAAUCCAAUUUUAAUCAACAAGAGAAAUCUACAUUGUACUCAGUCCCUGCUAGGACAAUGCUGACCAAAAACAGUUGACCCAGAAUUCCUUUCUGGGAGCGCAAAAUCGUCACACCCCCAUUCUACUUUCAGCCUUCUUCAAUGGCUACCAACUCUUUGAUAUCUCCCCCACAUUAGACUAGAUAGGUUUCUCCGGCCCUCCCCCGCGGCUGCUAUACAUUGAAUACUCCCUCUGCAGUAACAAAAUGUGAAGCAAUGUAUCACUCCUGUAGUGGUUUAGAAAACCAUGCCUCGUUCUUUGUGCUACAGCAAACAAGCAUUCGUAACCAAUACCCAAAGGAGGAGGGAGGGGUGGGUAGGGAGUAUGUCUAGGUGACCAAAAAUAUUUCUAUCCAGCGGGUCACUGUAUAUACUAGUAUAAAAAUACUUAGAACUUUUAAAAUACUAUAUUAGCUAAUGAGUUUUAGGAAUGAAAAAUAAAUAGUAUGUCCAAAUAAUAUUAAAUUGUAAGAGUAGUCUGAGACUAGUGCAACAACGUAGAUCGAUUUUUUUAAACAAGUUUAGUGGCUUUAAAAGUCUAAAAUGUAAGUUUGAAGUGUAGUUUUUAAGUGAUUUAUGUAAAAUAAAAUUAUCUUAGAAUGCUAAUAAAAUAUAAUAAUUUGUAUCUUAA
Actinia tenebrosa (Australian red waratah sea anemone) is the source of this 2765-nucleotide messenger RNA. RefSeq names its product TGF-beta receptor type-1. Gene Ontology annotation, biological process: cellular response to growth factor stimulus; cell surface receptor protein serine/threonine kinase signaling pathway; protein phosphorylation. The record is from RefSeq and is a predicted model, not a curated record. Gene Ontology annotation, molecular function: ATP binding; transmembrane receptor protein serine/threonine kinase activity. Lineage: Eukaryota; Metazoa; Cnidaria; Anthozoa; Actiniaria; Actiniidae. Gene Ontology annotation, cellular component: signaling receptor complex; plasma membrane.